UUCUAGUGAGACAGCUUGAAGCUUCCCUUCUGUUCAGUGCCGGUAACUGUUUGUCAUGAAGACAGUACGGUGGGAGCCUGUGUCUGAAGAGCCAAGGAAGCUGAUGUGGAAAUGGAGUAGAUUGCUAGAAAUCUGAACAUCCACACCUUGGGGAUGGGUUGCACUACUAGUGUGAUUCUCUUCAAAGGCAUCCGCACCGUUUUUGAAAGAAACUGUGCUUACAUGUGCAAGCAGCAAGGCGAGAAUACUGCCCUUGAAUAUGCAGCAUACAAUUGGACAAAAGAAGACUCAGAACUAUUGAUUUCCUCCUGUCUGGCAAAGCCAAAGCUGAUUGAGCCACUCGACUAUGAAAAUGUCAUUGUUCAGAAGAAGACACAGAUCCUGAAUGACUGUCUGCGGGAGAUGCUCCUCUUCCCCUAUGAUGACUUCCAGACGGCCAUCGUGAGGAGGCAGGGCCGGUACAUACGCUCCACAGUUCCUGUGAACGCUGAGGAGGAGGCAGAGAGCUUAUUUGUUACAGAGUGCAUCAAAACCUACAACUCUGACUGGCAUCUUGUGACCUAUAAAUAUGAAGAUUACUCAGGAGAGUUUCGACAGCUUCCAAACAAAGUGGUCAAGUUGGAUAAACUUCCAGUUCACGUCUAUGAAGUUGAUGAGGAGGCCGACAAAGAUGAGGAUGCCGCUUCCCUUGGUUCUCAGAAGGGUGGAAUCACCAAACAUGGCUGGCUAUACAAAGGCAACAUGAACAGCGCAAUCAGCGUCACCAUGAGGUCAUUUAAGAGGCGAUUUUUCCACCUGAUUCAACUUGGUGAUGGAUCCUAUAAUUUGAAUUUUUAUAAAGAUGAAAAGAUCUCCAAGGAACCAAAAGGAUCCAUAUUUCUGGAUUCUUGCAUGGGCGUGGUUCAGAACAACAAGGUCAGACGUUUUGCUUUUGAGCUCAAGAUGCAAGACAAAAGUAGUUAUCUAUUGGCAGCAGACAGUGAAGUGGAAAUGGAAGAGUGGAUCACUCUUCUCAACAAGAUUCUCCAGCUAAACUUUGAAGCUGCAAUGCAAGAAAAACGAAAUGGGGACUCUCAUGAAGAUGAUGAACAAAGCAAAUUGGAAGGUUCUGGUUCCGGUUUAGAUAGCUACCUGCCUGAACUGGCCAAGAGUACCAGAGAAGCAGAAAUCAAACUGAAAAGUGAGAGCAGAGUUAAACUUUUUUACUUGGACCCAGAUGCCCAGAAACCUGACUUCUCAUCCAUUGAGCCAGAAGUAAAGCCAUUUGAAGAAAAGUUUGGGAAAAGGAUUCUUGUCAAGUGCAAUGAUUUAUCUUUCAAUCUACAAUGUUGUAUUGCCGAAAAUGAGGAAGGACCCACUACAAAUGUAGAACCUUUCUUUGUCACUCUGUCCCUGUUUGACAUAAAAUACAACCGAAAGAUUUCUGCUGAUUUCCACGUGGACCUGAAUCAUUUCUCAGUGCGGCAGAUGCUGGCUCCCACGUCUCCAGUUCUGAUGAAUGGUGGCCAGAGCCCACCUGCCCUUCAGGACACCCUUCAUGCAGCAGCCAUACAGUAUCCGAAACAGGGAAUAUUUUCAGUCACGUGUCCUCAUCCGGAUAUAUUUCUUGUGGCCAGAAUUGAAAAAGUCCUCCAGGGAAGCAUCACACACUGUGCUGAGCCGUAUAUGAAAAGCUCAGAUUCUUCUAAGGUCGCUCAGAAGGUACUGAAGAACGCCAAGCAGGCAUGCCAAAGACUUGGACAGUACAGGAUGCCAUUUGCUUGGGCAGCAAGGACAUUGUUUAAGGAUACAUCUGGAAACCUGGACAAAAAUGCCAGAUUUUCUGCCGUCUACCGGCAAGACAGCAAUAAGCUUUCAAACGACGACAUGCUCAAACUACUCGCAGACUUUCGGAAACCUGAAAAGAUGGCUAAACUCCCAGUGAUUUUAGGUAAUCUGGACAUUACGAUUGAUAAUGUUUCCUCGGAGUUCCCUAAUUAUGUGAAUUCAUCAUACAUUCCCAUGAAGCAAUUUGAAACCUGCUCUAAAGCUCCAAUCACAUUUGAAGUGGAGGAAUUUGUGCCCUGCAUCCCCAAACAUACCCAGCCUUAUACUGUCUACAACAAUCACCUUUAUGUUUACCCAAAGUGCUUGAAAUAUGACAGUCAGAAGUCUUUUGCCAAGGCCAGAAAUAUUGCUAUUUGCAUUGAGUUCAGAGAUUCUGAUGAGGAAGAUUCUCAGCCCCUGAAGUGCAUUUACGGCAGACCUGGUGGCCCAGUGUUCACAAGAAGCGCCUUGGCUGCGGUUUUACACCAUCAACAAAACCCAGAAUUUUAUGAUGAGAUUAAAAUAGAAUUGCCCACCCAGCUACACGAAAAGCAUCAUUUGUUGUUUACCUUCUUCCAUGUCAGCUGUGAUAACUCAAGUAAAGGAGGCACGAAGAAGAGGGACGUUGUGGAAACUCAAGUUGGAUAUUCCUGGCUUCCUCUCCUAAAAGAUGGACGGGUGGUGACUAAUGAACAGCAUAUCCCUGUCUCAGCAAAUCUUCCAUCUGGCUACCUUGGCUACCAGGAGCUCAGCAUGGGCAGGCAUUAUGGUCCAGAAAUUAAAUGGGUGGAAGGAGGCAAGCCACUGUUGAAAAUUUCUACUCAUCUGGUUUCCACAGUGUAUACUCAGGAUCAGCAUUUACAUAAUUUUUUCCAGUACUGUCAGAAAACUGAGUCUGGAGCCCAAGCCUUAGGAAAUGAGCUUGUAAAAUACCUUAAGAGUCUGCAUGCAAUGGAAGGCCACGUGAUGAUCGCCUUCCUGCCCACCAUCCUAAACCAACUGUUCCGAGUCCUCACCAGAGCUACCCAGGAAGAAGUUGCAGUCAAUGUGACCCGGGUCAUUAUUCAUGUGGUUGCCCAGUGCCAUGAGGAAGGAUUGGAGAGCCACUUGAGGUCAUAUGUUAAGUUCGCCUAUAAGGCCGAGCCAUAUGUUGCUUCUGAAUAUAAGACUGUGCAUGAAGAAUUGACCAAAUCUAUGACCACCAUUCUCAAGCCUUCUGCUGAUUUCCUUACCAGCAACAAACUACUGAAGUACUCUUGGUUUUUCUUUGAUGUGCUGAUAAAAUCCAUGGCUCAGCAUCUGAUAGAAAACUCCAAAGUUAAGCUUUUGCGAAACCAGCGAUUUCCUGCUUCCUACCAUCAUGCAGUGGAAACUGUUGUGAACAUGUUGAUGCCACACAUCACUCAGAAGUUUCGAGAUAACCCAGAGGCAUCUAAGAAUGCAAACCACAGCCUUGCUAUGUUCAUCAAGAGGUGUUUUACCUUCAUGGACAGGGGCUUUGUCUUCAAGCAGAUCAACAACUAUAUCAGCUGCUUUGCUCCCGGAGACCCGAAGACCCUCUUUGAAUACAAGUUUGAAUUUCUCCGAGUGGUGUGCAAUCAUGAACAUUAUAUUCCUUUGAACUUACCAAUGCCGUUUGGGAAAGGCAGGAUUCAAAGAUACCAAGAUCUCCAGCUUGACUACUCCUUAACAGACGAGUUCUGCAGAAACCACUUCUUGGUGGGACUGUUACUGAGAGAGGUGGGCACUGCCCUCCAGGAAUUUCGGGAGGUCCGAGUGAUUGCCAUCAGCGUGCUCAAGAAUCUACUGAUAAAACAUUCUUUUGAUGACAGAUAUUCUUCGAGGAGUCAUCAGGCAAGGAUAGCCACUCUCUACCUGCCUCUGUUUGGUCUGCUUAUUGAAAACGUCCAGCGGAUCAACGUGAGGGAUGUGUCGCCCUUCCCUGUGAACCCGGGCAGUACUGUGAAGGAUGAGUCCCUUGCUAUGCCAUCUGGGAACCCACUUGUGACACCACAGAAGGGUAACACACUCGACCACAGCCUGCACAAAGACCUCUUGGGGGCCAUUUCUGGCAUUGCUUCUCCAUAUACAACGUCAACCCCCAACAUCAACAGCGUGAGAAAUGCUGACUCAAGAGGCUCUCUAAUAAGCACAGACUCGGGGAACAGCCUUCCAGAAAGGAACAGUGAGAAGAGCAAUUCCCUGGAUAAGCAUCAACAGAGUGGCACUCUGGGAAAUUCUGUGGUUCGCUGUGACAAACUGGACCAGUCUGAGAUUAAGAGCCUGCUAAUGUGUUUCCUUUACAUCUUGAAGAGCAUGUCUGAUGAUGCUUUGUUUACAUACUGGAACAAGGCUUCAACAGCGGAACUUAUGGAUUUCUUUACAAUAUCGGAAGUCUGCUUGCACCAGUUCCAGUAUAUGGGGAAGCGCUACAUAGCCAGAACAGGAAUGAUGCAUGCCAGAUUGCAGCAGCUGGGCAGCCUGGAUAACUCUGUCACUUUUAACCACAGCUAUGGCCAUUCGGAGGCAGAUGUCCUUCACCAGUCACUCCUUGAAGCCAACAUUGCUACUGAGGUGUGCCUCACGGCUCUGGACACUCUCUCUCUGUUUACACUGGCGUUUAAGAACCAGCUCUUGGCUGACCAUGGGCAUAAUCCUCUCAUGAAGAAAGUUUUUGAUGUGUACCUGUGUUUCCUUCAAAAACACCAGUCGGAAACAGCUUUAAAAAAUGUCUUUACUGCCUUAAGAUCAUUAAUUUAUAAAUUUCCCUCGACAUUCUAUGAGGGGAGAGCAGACAUGUGUGCUGCUCUGUGCUAUGAGAUUCUUAAAUGCUGUAACUCCAAACUGAGCUCCAUCCGAACUGAGGCUUCCCAGCUGCUCUACUUCCUGAUGAGGAACAACUUCGACUACACGGGAAAGAAGUCCUUUGUCCGAACACACUUGCAAGUCAUCAUUUCUGUCAGCCAGCUGAUUGCAGAUGUGGUUGGUAUUGGGGGAACCAGAUUCCAGCAAUCCUUGUCCAUUAUCAACAACUGUGCCAACAGUGACCGGCUCAUCAAGCACACCAGCUUCUCCUCCGAAGUGAAAGAUCUGACCAAGAGGAUCCGCACAGUCCUGAUGGCCACAGCCCAGAUGAAGGAGCAUGAGAGCGACCCUGAGAUGCUGGUGGACCUCCAGUACAGCCUGGCCAAGUCCUAUGCCAGCACCCCCGAGCUCAGGAAGACGUGGCUCGACAGCAUGGCCAGGAUCCACGUUAAAAAUGGGGAUCUCUCAGAGGCAGCAAUGUGCUAUGUCCACGUAACGGCCUUGGUGGCAGAGUAUCUCACACGGAAGGGCAUGUUUAGACAGGGAUGCACAGCCUUUAGGGUCAUCACCCCAAACAUCGAUGAAGAGGCAUCUAUGAUAGAAGAUGUGGGGAUGCAGGAUGUCCAUUUCAAUGAGGAUGUGCUGAUGGAGCUGCUGGAGCAAUGUGCAGAUGGGCUUUGGAAGGCAGAACGCUACGAGCUGAUCGCUGACAUCUACAAACUCAUCAUCCCCAUCUAUGAAAAGCGGAGGGAUUUUGAGAGGCUAGCCCAUCUGUAUGACACACUGCACCGAGCCUACAGCAAAGUAACUGAGGUCAUGCACUCAGGCCGCAGGCUUCUAGGGACCUACUUCAGGGUGGCCUUCUUCGGACAGGCAGCGCAAUACCAGUUUACAGACAGUGAAACAGAUGUGGAGGGAUUCUUUGAAGAUGAAGAUGGAAAAGAGUAUAUUUACAAAGAACCCAAACUCACACCUCUGUCAGAAAUUUCUCAGAGACUCCUUAAACUUUACUCAGAUAAAUUUGGUUCUGAAAAUGUGAAAAUGAUACGGGAUUCUGGCAAGGUCAACCCUAAAGAUCUGGAUUCCAAGUAUGCCUAUAUCCAAGUGACCCACGUGAUCCCAUUCUUUGAUGAAAAAGAAUUACAAGAGAGAAAAACAGAGUUUGAAAGAUCCCACAACAUCCGGCGCUUCAUGUUUGAGAUGCCCUUCACCCAGACUGGGAAGAGGCAGGGUGGGGUCGAAGAGCAGUGCAAACGACGCACCAUCCUGACAGCAAUACACUGCUUCCCCUAUGUGAAGAAGAGAAUCCCCGUCAUGUACCAGCACCAUACCGACCUGAACCCCAUCGAGGUGGCCAUCGAUGAAAUGAGUAAGAAGGUGGCUGAGUUCCGGCAGCUGUGCUCCUCAGCUGAAGUGGACAUGAUCAAACUGCAACUCAAACUCCAGGGCAGUGUGAGCGUUCAGGUCAAUGCUGGCCCACUAGCAUAUGCCCGAGCCUUCUUAGAUGACACCAACACAAAAAGAUAUCCUGACAAUAAAGUCAAGUUAUUGAAGGAAGUUUUCAGGCAAUUUGUGGAAGCUUGUGGUCAAGCCCUGGCCAUCAAUGAACGUCUGAUUAAAGAAGACCAAUUAGAGUACCAGGAAGAAAUGAAGGCUAACUACAGAGAAAUGGCCAAGGAGCUUUCUGAAAUCAUGCAUGAACAGAUGGGAUGAUUUGCCCCCUGGAGGAGAAGACGAAUGUCUUACCGAAUUCCCUGCACAUCUUCAACGCCAUCAGCGGGACUCCAACGAGCACAGUGGUUCAAGGGUUGACCAGCUCGUCCUCGGUUGUGUGAUUUUUACCUCAUGAACCAUGUGUGGGGAUUUGCUUUGUCAUUUAUAAACUCAGGAUGACUUCCAAAGCUAAUCACUGGGAAGACCAAGCACAGGGAAAGAAGCCUUGGGAACGGGAAAGAGAGGGGAUGAGGACUGAUAUUUCACAGUGGCUUUUCUACAGGAAUCAAAAGAGGGCACACAUAUUUUUUUAUAUAUCACUGGCAAUAUUCAGUUUUCCUUGAGUCUUAACAGACGUGUGUGGUGGAUGCUCUCAAGCUGGAGUUCAAUUUUAUUCUUCCUUACAGAGUAGUAUUAAGAUAAAUGAUCUAAAGAAAAAGUGUUCUAGAAUGUUUGUAACAGGGACAGCAGCACUGAAACUGAAUCCGGGGACCUUCUGGAAAAAUCUUGAAAAUAUUAUUUUUUUUCCUGUGGCACAUUCAGGUUGAUUACAAGAACUAUUUUUGUGUCUAGUUUUUGAUGACUUAAGGGUAUUGACCAUUGUAAUUUUUGUACUAGUGAAUAAGGAGAUUUAGUGCUUUUAUAUUCAUGCCUUGCAUUGAAGACAUGUGAAAACUUAAGAAAUUAUAUGUGAGCUUAAGACUAGUCCAACAGUGUAGAACCAAAGGCCUGUACUAACAAACAUACCUAUGCUAAAAAAGUAAAAUGUAGUAUCCUAAAUGACUGUACAUACAGUUUGUUAAUACAGCCUCAGCAUUAUGUACAUACAUAUAUCACAUUUCUACAUUUUUAAUACAUCUGCUUCCACAUUAAGUUUAUUUGUGACCAAUUUGUGCUCUUCUUCAUAUAUGCAAAUACAUUUGUCUUUACUGUUUUAUUCUUGUACAUAAAAAGUGCAGUAUGGAGAUGUGUAUAGUCUUUGUUACAUUAGGUUUAUAAACUGUCAAAAAUUUCAUCCUUUUGCCAAAAUGGUGGAGUAUUGUGAUUGGAAUCAUAAAUCCUGUGGGGAGUUGGGGGUAUAAUUUAAAGUUUUCACCAUGUUAUAUUUUCGUUUAAGACAUUAAUUUAGUAAUUUUAUAUUUGGGAAAAUAAAGGUUUUUAAUUUAACUGGAAUCACUGCCCUGCUGUAAGUAAACAUUCUGUAUACCACAUCUGUAUUAAAAAUAACAUUGCUGA
This is a messenger RNA of Nannospalax galili (Upper Galilee mountains blind mole rat), 7560 nucleotides long. It is a transcript of the gene Dock9, whose product is annotated as dedicator of cytokinesis 9. The transcript is spliced from 56 exons. Gene Ontology annotation, molecular function: guanyl-nucleotide exchange factor activity. Gene Ontology annotation, biological process: positive regulation of GTPase activity; small GTPase-mediated signal transduction. Bases 154 to 6324 code for a protein of 2056 amino acids. NCBI's taxonomy places the organism in Eukaryota, Metazoa, Chordata, Mammalia, Rodentia, Spalacidae. The record is from RefSeq and is a predicted model, not a curated record.